Messenger RNA from Saccostrea cuccullata (small rock oyster), 656 nucleotides. RefSeq lists its product as uncharacterized. The transcript has 8 exons. NCBI's taxonomy places the organism in Eukaryota, Metazoa, Mollusca, Bivalvia, Ostreida, Ostreidae. The record is from RefSeq and is a predicted model, not a curated record. The coding region runs from base 1 to 633 and encodes 210 amino acids.
AUGAUCAGUGAUAUUUCAGGGAUACCUGAAGAUCUUAGCGAUGAGACUUUAAGUUCCGAGGAAGAAGCUGUAGUUCCCGAGGAGAAUAUCACAACCGGAAGACAACUACUGGCAACGGUCAAAAACAGAAUAAAAGAGGAAAAGCCUUUCAACUCGAAGAGGGCAGAUGAACACAGGGCCCCCUUCAGAUUUAGCCCAAAGAUUGGAACUAUAAAUGAAAACAAGGUGUUCCGAGUGAGUACGGACGAUAGACGGUACGGGGUCUUCCGGUCCGGCUCGGAGGAAGAAAUUUCCGAUUCCGGGUCGGACUGGUCAGAAGGUCCGGACACAUAUAUACAAUGCAAUUGUUGCUCAGGGAUCAAGUACUUGUGUUGUUGCCAUUGUUUGAGGAGGAGUGCCGGAAAAGUUCCACCCGUCAUCAAAUGGGUUAAAGAUGUCAACACUGGUGGCAACACUGAUUGCGACACUGGUGGCAACACUGGUGGAAACACUGAUUGCGACACUGGUGGCAACACUGAUGGCGAGAAUGUUAACGUUGAAGAGAAGAAACCAAAACGUGUUGGGAAAAUGAAGAGACUGAGAAAUUUUCUCCGUAGAUUGUGUUGUUGUGUUGGGAAAAGCAAUGAAGACUGAAUGCUGCCAUCUAGACGUCCGAG